UCCGCUGCGCAGACUGGCAUCCGCGACUCGCCGGGCUGCCCCGGGCUGCCUCGCGCCGAGGUCGGGACAGGGACCGCCGGCCCGGGUGUCCGCUCCGCCCACAGAGUCCGCGCAGGGACCCGGCUGAGGACAGUGUGACAUUUGAAGACGUGGCCAUGUACUUCUCUUGGGAGGAAUGGGGUCUCCUCGAUGAGGCUCAGAGAUGGCUAUUCCACAAUGUGAUGCUGGAGAACUUUGCACUUGUGACCUCCCUGGGUUGUUGGCAUGGAGCAGGGGAUGGGGAGGCACCUUCUGAGCAGAGCGCUUUUGUAGGAGCGUCGCAGGUUAGGACUCACCAGGCAAGCCCAGAUCCCCAGAAGGCACACCCCUGUGAGAUAUGUGGUCUGGUCCUGAAAGACAUUUUGGGUGUGGCUCUGCAUCAGAGAACACAUUCCCAGCUGAGACCUGGCACAUGUGGGAGACGGACCAGUUUCAUUGCAAACCUUCACCAGCACGGGAAGCAGCACAGUGUAGAGAAACCCCUGAAAAGGGCUUCACUUGUGAAGAGCUGCAGGUUCCAUGUGCCAGGGGAGUCCUUCACCUGUGGGGAGGUCGACAAGGACUUCCUCACCGGUUCAGGCGAGCACCAGCACCAGGCCAGUCAUGAUGGACGGAAAGCUCACAGUAGCACCAUGUGUGGGGAAGCUGUUCACAGUGGGAAAAGCCAUCACAGUUGGUGUGAAGGCAAGAAAGCCUUCAGCCACAAAUACUCUCUUGCUCAACACCAGAGUGUCCAUGCCCAAGAAAAGCCUUACAAAUGCAGUGAAUGUGGGAAAUCCUUCACCCGAAGGUUUAACCUCUUGCAGCAUCAGAAAGUCCACACUGGAGAAAUGCCCUAUAAAUGUAAUGAAUGUGGAAAAUUCUUCACCAAUAUCUUCGGUUUCAUUCAGCACCAAAGAACUCACACUGGGGAAAAGCCUUACAAGUGCAGCAGAUGUGGAAAAUUCUUUGGCCAAAAGUCUACCCUUACUGUACAUGAGAGAAUUCACACUGGAGAAAAGCCUUAUGGGUGCAGUGAAUGUGGGAAAUUCUUUAGACAUAGCUCCAGCCUCAUUAAACAUCAGAGAGUUCACACUGGAGUGAGGCCUUAUAAGUGUGGUGAAUGUGGAAAAUGUUUUACUGACAACUCCUGCCUCAUUAAACACCGUAGAAUUCACACUGGAGAAAGGCCUUAUGAGUGCAAGGAGUGUGGGAAACUUUUUAGCCAAAGUUUUGGACUCACUCAACACCAGAGAGUUCACACUAGAGAAAGACGUUAUGAGUGCAGGAUAUGUGGGAAAUCCUUAACCCGCAAGUCCUACCUCAUUCAACACAACAGAGUUCACGCUAGAGACAGGGCUCCCGAGUGCAGGGAUCAUGGGGAAUUCUUCAGUGACACCCAGUUUGCUCAACACCAAAAAAUUCAUACCCGAGAACGGCCUCAUGAGUGCAACCAAUGCGCAAAAGGUUUCAGCCGAAGGCCUAACCUCAUUCACCACCACACAGGAAGUGGGUUUUAUGAGUGCACUGAAUGUGAGAAAGCCUUCAGCCAGAGAUGUGACCUCAUUUGACACAAAAAAGUCCACACUGAAGAAAGACCUCAUUGAGUGCAGUGAAUGUGGGAAAGCCUUCAGCCAAAAGUCUCCCCUCAUCAGGCACCGGGAAGUUCACACAGAGCAAAGCCAUGGCUGUGUAGGGAACAGGCUGUUUACCUGUUUGAUAUAAAGACAUUGGAGGAGAGCCUUCGUGAAGGAGACAUCUUCCUGAAGUUGAACUCCUGCAUCUUAAAACACCACAGGGAAGAUUCCCUGUAUAUUCCAGGCAGAGCAGAACCGAGAGACAUGCAUAUCACUGCUGAUGAACACAAAUGGGCUGAAUGUUGGAAA
This is a messenger RNA of Prionailurus viverrinus (fishing cat), 1904 nucleotides long. RefSeq names its product zinc finger protein 211-like. Gene Ontology annotation, biological process: regulation of transcription by RNA polymerase II. Bases 156 to 1589 code for a protein of 477 amino acids. The transcript has 5 exons. Gene Ontology annotation, cellular component: nucleus. Lineage: Eukaryota; Metazoa; Chordata; Mammalia; Carnivora; Felidae. Gene Ontology annotation, molecular function: RNA polymerase II cis-regulatory region sequence-specific DNA binding; DNA-binding transcription activator activity, RNA polymerase II-specific. The record is from RefSeq and is a predicted model, not a curated record.